AUGGAAUGUAUUUAUCGAAUUCCUUUUACUUUUAUUCAAUGCCCAAAUGUAAAACUUAAGAAACCAUUAUGGAUUCGAACACCAUCAAAUAAUAUAGUUUUACUUGUUUUGCUUGUAUCUUAUUUUCUUGUUGGUGCUGGUGUUAUCUAUGAUAUUAUUGUUGAACCACCUAGUGUUGGUAGCACAACCGAUGAGCAUGGUCGCCAUAAGCCAGUUGCUUUUCUGCCAUGGCGUAUUAAUGGUCAAUAUAUCAUGGAAGGUCUUGCUGGUUCAUUUAUGUUUACGUUAGGUGGUCUAGGAUUUAUUUUACUUGAUCAAACAAAUAAACCAAAUAUGCCCGGUCUUAAUCGUAUAGUUAUGAUUCUUAGCUCAGUGAUCUUUAUUCUUAUUGCAUAUUUUACAACAAAAAUGUUUAUUCGAAUCAAAAUGCCUAGUUAUUUAAGUUGA
This is a messenger RNA of Rotaria socialis, 447 nucleotides long. The record is from the annotation of a GenBank genome assembly. NCBI's taxonomy places the organism in Eukaryota, Metazoa, Rotifera, Eurotatoria, Philodinida, Philodinidae.